AUGUAAGAAGUAUUUAAAAAAGAAUGGCUCUCUCCUUAAUUUAAAGAUUUAGAUUAAGAGCUUUCAACAUAAGAAUGCCGAAAUUUUUCAAGUAUAUCAGGUGCGGAAGUAAACACUCCUGAAACAAAAUACAGAUCAACUAUAGGACCUAAUAAAAUGGACAUGUCUAAGCUUGCAAAUACGUUGCAUUUUAGAAACAGAACAGCUAAAUUUGAAGAUGAAUAAAAUCAACUUUAUAUGGAAAUAAAAAAUUUAUAUGAAAAAGAUAGUUCAAUAUUCCAACUCUUGUUGAACCAAAAAUCUUAUUUAAGACAGAAACUGUUUUUAUGUACAUUGUUAUUAUCAUAGAUAUUCAUUUAUAGGAUCAAGAGAAAAUACCAUGAAUUAAAAUAAUAAACACAAAUUUAUGAUUAAGUUUUGAUAGACAAAAUGCAUUAAGCUAAUUAAUAAAGUUUAAAGUAUUUAUUUUCUCAACAAUUUUGA
Messenger RNA from Paramecium primaurelia, 483 nucleotides. The record is from the annotation of a GenBank genome assembly. NCBI's taxonomy places the organism in Eukaryota, Ciliophora, Oligohymenophorea, Peniculida, Parameciidae.